AUGGAUCAUCAAGUUUUCAGAACGCUGAAGGGCUUUGACAAGUCCAAGAUUACCAUUGUGGAAUGGGAGACUCCUCUGCUCAGCCGUUUGGGCUAUCCGCUCGCGUCCAAAUCGUCCUUGCUAUUUCUGGUCCCAGAUGAUCAGCUUCAAGAAGCAAACGAUAUUGCCACAGCUAGCGGCUUAAAACUCGCUGAAGACGACGAUCUUCCGUUAGCAUACCUCUCCGAGUUUGCGGAGCAAGGCUUUCGCUAUUUUUACGGCAAGCCAAAGUCCCGAUUCAUUCUCCUGCCUCUUUCCUGGAUCAGCAUUGAAGAAGACGAGCUCUCCACCAUCGCAACAAAUGAUGCGGCAUUGACGGAGAAGGAGGCUUUGGAGAUGAAGGAUGCUCUCAACAAAAUUCGAGGCUGGUAUUUCAGGAAGAACGAGGACUGA
This is a messenger RNA of Colletotrichum orchidophilum, 432 nucleotides long. RefSeq lists its product as uncharacterized. NCBI's taxonomy places the organism in Eukaryota, Fungi, Ascomycota, Sordariomycetes, Glomerellales, Glomerellaceae. The transcript has 3 exons. The record is from RefSeq and is a predicted model, not a curated record. The coding region runs from base 1 to 432 and encodes 143 amino acids.